AUGCCGCUGGUUUCACUGGAAGAAGCAAUAAAACCGGUGCAACAUUUAUUCACUUCUCUUAAAACAUACGUAUGUAUUGCUAAAAAGAAUUGUCAAAAUCCAAAGGAUGAUCUUACACAAGAUAAAUCUGCAUCGAUUUAUUUGUAUAAAAUGGAUUUUGAUCCUCCUCCUUCUUUCUAUCAAGAAUUUAAUUCAGUAUUACAAUCUGAACAACGUGAUCCACUUCGACCAUGGUUAUUGCACUUGAGACUUUUUAUUACUGCCGCAUAUAAACUUCCUUCGGAAAAAGCAACUAUCUGGCGAGGUGUACGAGACGUAGAUUUAAGUUCAAACUACCAAACUGGAUCUGAUGUUACUUGGUGGGGCGUUAGCUGUUGUACACUUGAUAUGGAAGUUCUUGCAAAUGAGAAAUUCUUAGGAAAAUAUGGAAUGCGAACAAUAUGUUGUAUUGAAACUGAAAAGGGUAAAAAGACAACAGCACAUUCAUGUUUUAGAACUGAACACGAAAUUAUCCUGAUACUUGGUACAUGCCUUCGGGUACAUAGUAAAACAAAUCCAGCUGAUAACCUUCAUAUAAUUCAUUUGAAAGAAAUGAUGCUAUCAUAUCAACCGAUUGAUUUACUGUCAGAAUUUUUAUCUAAGAUGAAAAAUACGAAGAAACCUGGCCAUGAUACUGUCAAAAAAUAA
Molecule: messenger RNA, 687 nt
Organism: Adineta ricciae
Lineage: Eukaryota; Metazoa; Rotifera; Eurotatoria; Adinetida; Adinetidae
Source: the annotation of a GenBank genome assembly